AUGCUGGAUGAAUUACCAUCAUUGCCACUGAAUGAUAAAGAUAACAAAAGAAAAGGUAUGAUUUAUAAUAGCCUUGCUGUUAUUCGAUUUGAAAAAGAUGAUAUUCCAGUUGCACAAGAAUAUUUGAAAAUAGCUGAACAAUGUUUUUCUUUAUCAAAUAGUCCACAAGUUUUAACAAUCGUUCGUACAAAUCAGUAUACAAUUAACUGUAAAAAAAAUAUAGUAAAUAGUUCGAAAGAUGAAUUUAUAUUAAAAUCAUUGCCUAGUAAUCAAAUAUCAAAAGUUAAAAUUUAUAUUAAUAUGGGUUACACGUAUCAAACAAAUUACAAUAAUGAAAAAGCACUAGAAUAUUAUCAAAAAGUUUUUGAUUCAGAAGAAAACGAAAUCAACCCAUUGGAUUUAUCGGUAGCCUAUAAUAAUAUAGGACAGAUUCAGCUUACCAAUGGUUGUUAUGAUAAAGCAAUUGAAUCUUACACAAAAGCUUUGGAAUUAGGAUUUCGAUCCGUACCUGAUACACAUCCGUGGAUUAUCGAUUAUAAAAAAAAUAUACUAACAGUAUAUCGAUAUAUGAGAAAUAAAUGCAAAGAACAAAAGUUUAUGUCGGAUUAA
This is a messenger RNA of Didymodactylos carnosus, 609 nucleotides long. NCBI's taxonomy places the organism in Eukaryota, Metazoa, Rotifera, Eurotatoria, Philodinida, Philodinidae. The record is from the annotation of a GenBank genome assembly.